UAAUCUCUUUAUGAAGAGAUUAUCUAAAAUUUAUCUCAAGUAUCUGCGGAUUAUCUCAUAAAGUUUGAGAUGAUGUUCAAAAAAUUUCUCUCUCUCUUAUCGCGCAGAGUUCGAACAUGUGACAACAAUCGACAACAAAAAUAAGAUUUUGAUCAAAACAAAAUAGUUUUUUCUUGACAAGGAACAAUAAGAAAGUUACGACAAUUGAAAUGGAAGAUACGGUGAUAAAUAGUGAUGAAUUAAGUAAACUUACAUUUACUUGUAAGCCAAUUAAUAAUAGGAUAAAUUCACCUCUUGCUGUAGUGAUAUCGGCAAAUGAAUCGAUGAAAAUUAAUGAUGUGAAACAAAUUUUAUUAAAAAGUCUAGACACAUCUGAAGCCAAAUUAGAUAAUGUUUCAAUGGCAAAAAUUUCAGAAGACAAAAAAUAUAAUCUACUAAUGAAAAAUUGCACUAUCAAGGGAACAAAGGCAAUAAAAAAAUAUAUUUACGCUUUUGAACUUAAUUUCGUAAAAGUAAACUCCACUUGUCCUAUGUGUAAUUCAAUAAAUUUUGGUGAUUUAAAAUUUCACAAGAAGUGCAAGAAUUAUGUCAUUUUAUGUGAUGAUUGUACAGAACACUUCGAAAAAAUAAAAGGCGUAUUCUAUUGUUACUCGUGUAUGGCGGAGUCAACGUCAGAAAAAGAUUUUAUCACAAUUGACAAAAGAGAAACUUUAAUUUCAAUUUUAAAUCUUUCAAUUUCUCUUUCUGAUAUCAGUAGAACUUCUUCGACGAAUAAUUCAACAAAAAGACAAUAUCCUUUUUUCUUUACACUGACGUUCGAUAAUUUCGCAAAAAGCGAAUCAGAUCAGGGAGAAAAAAUCUCUGUUCACUUCAUUGACACUGAGGAUCAUCAAUGUUCAUUAUCGUGUUACUAUGAAGAUGAAUGUCUUCCUAGCAAGGAAUCAUCAAAAUCUGCCCGCGAAAAUAUGGUCUCUGUAUGUGAUUAUUCUUGCAUUCAAUCCUUAAAUAAUGGUGACACUGAAAAUGAGCACGAUUCAAAUGUAAAAAAAAAUAUCGAAUCAAUUUUACAAACUCCACAGUCUCAAAUUACUUUGAAUAAAGUAGAUGAGACUCUUGACGACGAUGAAGAUGACGAUGAUAAUGAUGAUGAUGAUAAAAGUAUUGUUGAGAAAAAAUUUAUCACUCAGAAGGGCGAAAAAAUAAGCAAUGGUGCACUUGAUUUAAGCGUCCUCGAAUGUUUAAAUGAAAAAUCACAAAUACUAUUGGACUCGACUGUGAGAAAAUUACACGAAAUUGAAGAGCUUGCGUCAAAUUUCAAAAUGAAUCGCCCUUCAAGAAGAAGUAUCAAGCCCUUUGAAAAUUUAAAAUUCUCCGGAAGAGAUGAUACAACGCAUCCUGUACGUUUUACCGAGGACUUUGAUUUUUUCGCCAAACAAGAGGAAUUAACCGAUUAUGAGAAGCAAUUUUACUUUGGUCAAUCGCUUAUAAAUGAAGCUGCUGAAUGGUUAAAAAUUCAAGGCUACAGUAAAACAUUCGAAACAAUGAGAAAAUCAUUUCUCAAUUUUUUCUGGAAUCAACAAGACCAAAAUUGUUUCAUAACAUUUUUAAAACAUGGAAAGUACAACGAAAAGAAUGCAAAAUUAUCCCGUUCUGUCUAUUUUUACAAAUACGCAAAAGAAGCGAAAUUUCUCGACAAUCCACCAAACGAUGAAAUUCUAAUUGAUUGGCUCAUUGAACAUUUCGAUGUUUACAUUCAAAUGAAAUUAUCAAAAAUUCAUAAAAAAACAAUCGACGAAAUUUAUCGUUUUCUAAAAGAUUUAGAAUUCACCAACGACAAACCAAAAAAUUCAACUAUCGAAGUUCCUUUAAAUUUUUUCAGCUCGUCAUCGUCGAAGAAAAGUCGAAAUGGAUCGUGGAAAGAUUGUCUGAACAAUAAAUAUGACAUAAUUCAAAAGGAUAGGCAAAUUUCCUACAGAUGUACAACAACGAAAUUAUGGCCAAUGCACACAUUGAGUUAUAAUAAUCCAAUGUCAGAAAUGAGACAUUUUAAUGUCACAAGCGAUGAGAGUUCAAUGCAUUUUUUAAUCGAUAUCCCAGAGAAAAUUUAUUGGAUUUUCACCGAAAUCGAUGAAAUGAAAGAGUAUCAAGUGUUGGGCCCGGUGACAAUUGCUAAACAAAAUGAAAGACAAUUAAUUGUAAGCACAUGUUCGACAUUUAAGACACGUGAGAAUUUAAUUGCCGGUCAACUGUUGUACUUUAUGCGUGACAGUAUCGCUAAACCCUGUGGCAUAAUAACUUGUUCGAUAACUGAAGAUUCAGAGUAUCGAUACGUUAUUUCGAAUAAAAACGAGCGAAUCGUGUGUUUACUUUGUAAGGAGAAAAUUGAUGAAAUCAUUUUCUCCGAUAAUCGAACAAUUGCUGUUAAUGAUUUCAUUGUUAGGUAUUAUGAGCAAAAAUUUUACAAAUCCAAACAUAUUUUGAGAUUUUUGAAUGAAAAUUUUUGUACGAUUUAUUCUGUUUGGGAUAAGGCUGGCGAAAAGUACGAUCCCCUAAAUCCAAACUAUCACUAAGUGGACUUUUUAAAGUUAAAAAAAAAAUAAAUAGAAUAAUAUUUAAAAAAUAUUAUUUAAAAAAAUUUCUAUUUAAAAAAAUAAUAUAAGAAAAUAUUAUUUAAAAAGAUAAUAUAAAAAAAUAUUUGAAAAAAAAAUAAAGUUAGAUUUAUAACGCGAGAAAAGAAUAUUUCGAAUCAGGAAAUAUUUUGAAAAUUAUAUUUAAAACCAAAGGAGUAUUAUUUCUGUUCAAUGUUUUUUUUAUACGAAUUAACCAAGUUUUGUAAUUUUUCUUAAAAAUAUAUUUUUUAUUUCUUCAAUA
Messenger RNA from Leptopilina heterotoma, 2871 nucleotides. RefSeq lists its product as uncharacterized. NCBI's taxonomy places the organism in Eukaryota, Metazoa, Arthropoda, Insecta, Hymenoptera, Figitidae. The record is from RefSeq and is a predicted model, not a curated record. The coding region runs from base 210 to 2570 and encodes 786 amino acids. The transcript has 5 exons.